Messenger RNA from Rotaria socialis, 546 nucleotides. NCBI's taxonomy places the organism in Eukaryota, Metazoa, Rotifera, Eurotatoria, Philodinida, Philodinidae. The record is from the annotation of a GenBank genome assembly.
AUGUUGGCAGUCGCAUCACUCAAGCGUUCAUUAGAAUUCGAUCCAGUUGAACAAGGUGUUAAACGAAAGCGAGCUGAAAUGAAAUUAUCACCACCAUCAUCACCAUCGUCAUCUUCAUCAACCACAACAACAUUUCCGAUGAAUACUAACCCAUUAUCUCCAUCAAAGCAGCAACAACAACAACAACAACAAUCUAUAUUUACCUCAUCACCCAAUAAAAAUCAAUCUUUAGUAUUUAAAAAGCCUUGUUCGCUUACAGCUUUAACAUCAUCAUCAUCGACCACUGAUGAUAUUCCAAUGUUUACGUAUACACAAACUGCUCAAAUGUGUGCACGCCUUUUACGUGAACAAGAUCGAUCUAUUCGCGAACAGUAUGAACAACUUCUAUCAACUAAACUUACAGAACAAUAUGAUACAUUUGUAAGAUACACUCACGAUAGUGUUCAUAAAGAUCAAUCUAAACGGCAACAACAUCGACUUUUUCAUUUCGGUCAACAACAAGAAAAAAAUAACACACCAACCGUUGCCUUUUCAUAUGUUUCAUGA